Messenger RNA from Drosophila melanogaster (fruit fly), 774 nucleotides. RefSeq lists its product as uncharacterized. Lineage: Eukaryota; Metazoa; Arthropoda; Insecta; Diptera; Drosophilidae. The record is from RefSeq and is marked reviewed. The coding region runs from base 131 to 283 and encodes 50 amino acids. The transcript is spliced from 2 exons.
CUCUUUUUAUUUAAGUCUUGUGCCGCUCGAUAAUUCCUGGGAUUGAAACGUAUUUUCGGAACUCGAAAUACGAAUGACAGCUAAAUUUGAUUUUCGUGUGAAAAACUAAAGGAAUCCUCCCCAGAUCUCAAUGUUGGAGCUCGUCGUGCUCUUUCUUCUCAGUUCCGUAACCUUUUUCUGUGCCCACCUGGAAAGCCCAACCACAAAUUGGGCAUAUUUCUAUGCAUCUUGUCCAAUCGUCAUGGGGUUACUAUCCGCUGGACUGGUUUACAUAAAUAAAUAGAAACAGACGUCACAAAGAAUUAUUUGAAAAAGAUGACUUUAUUUCGGCGAAGUGUUCAAAUAAAAAUGUAUUAAACUAUUUAAAAACAACAAAUAAUUAUGAUGACUUGGCAAGAGAACAAAUUGCAAUUCGGAAGCCAAUGAGAGCGAGGGUUAUUCGAACGUUCUACAGCUACGAUUAGAAUGAAUCCUAUGAGAUUGAAACCUAUUAACCGAUGGUCACUACUUGGCUACGCGUCGUCUUGUCGUUGGUGUGGUGGGUGCUCCGGCGCUCGGUGGUUUGGGGAUCUGCAAUGGAUAAUCAGUUUUUAGAAUCCGACGAGAUUUUAGUUACAAUCCAGAUAUCUUACAGAACGUAUGGGUCUUGGUGUAAGGGAAUUGGCAGGCGGCGGCUCGCGAGGUUGUGGUCCAUCUGGAUGUCCCACUACGGUGACGGCCACGGGUCUCUGGUCGGAACCGGCACGUUCCAUGCUCUCGCUGCGAGAGGCGGAU